Molecule: messenger RNA, 6178 nt
Organism: Pongo pygmaeus (Bornean orangutan)
Lineage: Eukaryota; Metazoa; Chordata; Mammalia; Primates; Hominidae
Gene: CHST1
Product: carbohydrate sulfotransferase 1
Exons: 4
Coding region: 4132-5367 (411 amino acids)
Biological process (GO): N-acetylglucosamine metabolic process; carbohydrate metabolic process; keratan sulfate proteoglycan metabolic process
Cellular component (GO): Golgi membrane
Molecular function (GO): N-acetylglucosamine 6-O-sulfotransferase activity; keratan sulfotransferase activity
Source: RefSeq, a predicted model, not a curated record
GGGGCUUUUCCGCCCAGUGUCGGGGCUGUAGAGUCCCGCCUACCGCAGGCCAGGCUGUACCAGGACUGGCCUGAGACAGGCAACCGGGACCUUCUGACUCAUCCCUCCCCCAGAGGAGCUGGGCACACUGGGGCCUUGUGUUGUGGCCAGGAGGUCAGUCACUCUCCCCACUGCUGGGGAAAACUUUCCCCUCAGGUCGGGCCUGGGACCACCGGCCUCCUACCCCCACCCUCCACGGCAGGAUGUGAGGUGCCUUCCUUACCCCAGACAAGGUCUCUGCAGCCACAACAGUCAGGGUCUCCAACCACGCAGGCUGCUGGUGCUUCAGUGGAGCAGGCUGUGGCAUCUGUUUUAACUUUUAAAAACAUUUCCAGGCCAAUGGUGCCCCUUUGUGCAUUUAGUAGUCCAUAAAAAUCAUGGUCAUGGCUCUUAAUAAGCAUUUGCUCUGUGCCUAGCACUGUGUUAAGCUGUGGGCAUCCAUCGGCCUUCUGUGUCACUGCCCAAAUAUUAGAAAGAUUCUGUGAUCGUUUCUCCCAUUUCCUACAUAAGGACAAGUGAGGCCUAUAGAGGUUAAGAGCCUCACGCAAAGCCUCAUAGCUAUAAGGCAACAGCAGUCGGAUUCAAAUCUAGGCCUCUGUGGCCCCACAGCUGGGGUGCCUAACUACCCCCCCCGACUGCUUCCGUGAAUGCUUGUGGGUACCUUCUCCAGGAGGCUUGAGACAUCCAUGGGUAUCAUAUGGACAUUGGAGUGCUCUGCCUUGGAGACACCAGAGCUCAUAAGAGGCAGCUGGGCAGCCCUGCUGAUGGUGAAAAAUCGGUAGACCAAUUGCUCUCCAGGUGCUCGUCUUGGAAACCAUGACUGUGAGAGCUUUUCCCCACUGGAGGUGCUCAGAAAAUGUAGUGGUUCUGCCUGUGGGGCCCAGGGAUUCUAGGGAUUGUUCGCAAGUACCAUGUUUGUGGUGGUCCAGGUUCUGGAGAGAGGGUCCAUAGACCUCACAGUGUUUCAAGUUGAGGUGGGCAUGACCCCAAAGAGAAGGGGUCCCCUGGGCUGACCUAGACCACAGAGGCCGAGUCUGGACCCCAGCAGCUCACCCCCCUGGAAGGUUGCACUGGUUGGAUUGUGUGUUGGCAUACUGCCCAUAUGGAAGGAUGCUCUAGGACACUGUCCCAUGAAACUCGUCUUUGGAUUUCUUAGGUACAAAGUCUUGAGGACGGGUUCAUGGUGGCACAUGCACAGAGCUCUGUAAGAGCUCCCUUGGGAGAAAUCUUGCACUGGAUUCAGUGUCAGGAAUAGCUGGACAUCUCUUGAGUGGAUGCUUUAAUCUUUAUCUCAUGGGUCCUGUGAAGCAAGUAAAUGAAAUAUUUCCCUUUUCCUAUUGGCUGCCAGGAAGCUCUGACCUAGCUCAGUAGCCCACACAUGGUGUGACUCUUGUACACUGACUUGGCCUCUGGUUCUUUCAGACUCUUAUACUCUUGUUUUCCCCUUGCCUUGCCUCAUUUUCAUCACCUCAUUUUCCUUAGGAAGAAAAACACCUUGCUGUUUUAUGCGUUUUAGCCUUAACUAAACAAACAUUUAUGGUGGAUUAGUGCUGGCUACAUCAGAGCCAGGGAGUAAGCAUUUCCCCUCUGCAGUCUCCAUCCUAGAGGCCUGUUUGCCAGCUCCUCCCUCCCUGUCCCAUUCCCUUGUCCCUUGCUCCAGUUCUUGGGACCCCAGAGCCUUGGGGCCCCAUUCAUCAUGGCUCCUGACUUUGUCCGGAAAGACGAUGUUCAGGUUCUUGCCCCACCCUCACUGUGCUGCUUGUUCAUCCCCCAGGGCUUCACAGUAGUUUUUUAGGGAGAAAUGUCUGGUAGAAGAGUCAUUUCCCCAUCCCAGGGCUCAGCUGCUCCCGUAGCCGCAGGCCCCCUCUGAAAUCCAGCUUUAUUUCAGCUCCGGCCCUGUAUCUCAGCAGUCCCCAGCUGCCUAAUGUCCUUAGUGGCCCACCUGAGCAGACAAAGCCCAUUUCUGGUGGAAAAGCAGUGCCUUUGACCCUGGUGCCUUGGAAAUGGGGGUGGGGAGAGCUGGCUGGCAGCGCCCGGCGGGGAGGGUGGGAGGCACAGUGAGAUGCCAGGGCUGAUUUUCAGUACCACACCCUGUCACCAAUCACCCCUCUACUUCCUACAUGGAGUGGCUUUACUGUGUCCCCCAAAAUUAAUAAACUCAAACUGAAUCAAAAAGCUCAGUGUAAAUGGUGUCUCAUCCCACUCCAGUCUCCUCGAGGCCCCCUCCCUCUGGGGCAUCUCCCGUUACUAGUUCAGAGCAAGCUCUUUCAGUGAUUGUUUAUGCAUAUAUACAAAUAUACAUGUCCAACUCCUUAAACAAAUCUGAAAAGGUGGUGUACUAUUACGCACAUGUUUUCUGGCUCUAGCUUUUGAAACUUAUAUAUGCUGGGUGAUUUUCUAUCAGUAUAUUCAUAUUUGAGGAGGCUUCUCUGAUAUAGUCGAUUGGAAAGACAAUUCCCUGGACAUGUUAAUAACGAAGGGGUUAAGCUUCUAGGAAAGGGUGGGGUGCCCACACGUGGGCUUUCAGAGGUUCGGGGAAAUUCUCAAUUGUGUGUGUAAAAUUAUGGGCACUAAUGGCAUUUCUAAGGGGAGGGAUUGUGGUUCGAAGGGUCUGUGGCCCAGAAAAGGUGAAACAAGGCCUCAGCCCUGGGUUUCAUGGGAUUUCUGUACAGCAAGAGGUGGGGGCUAACUUGGCAGAAGGCAGCACCCCUAGGUUCUACGGCCCCCACCCCCUGGCGCUGCCAUAGAUCAGGCCGAGGUGGGGGACAGAAAUGCCUAGUCCUAGAAUCUUCCUGGAAGGCGACUGGGUUUUUCCCACUCCCAAUGGAGGGUCCCCCUGUCUGCUGUGUGGGUGGCCGCAACUGUGCCUGAGAAUGAAGUCUGGGGCCUUCCUGGGAUUAUAGAGAACACCAGGGUUAGAGCUGGGAGGCCCUUCAGUCAUCACUGGAUCUAUGGUGUAACCGAGGCACAGAGAGGCCAGGGGGUGAGUCCAAGGUCACCCAUCCAGGGAAAGGCAGAGGCUGUGUGGGCCAGUCCUGCCUGUGACAUUCAGGUCUGUGCUCCUUCCCUGCCAGAGCACCAUGAGAUGAGCGGGAGAGGCCCUGGGGAGAAGGCGAGGCUGCCUGUUGCUGCUGGGCUCUCCCAGUGCGGCUAGGGUGGGGGUGCACGGAACAGAGGCUGCAGCCCGGGUGGGCGUGCCAUCCUCACACCUCACUGCAUCUUGCAACAUCACCUCCCGCUGGCUGCAUCCUCACAUCAUGUUGUAGCCAACAGCCUCCGAAUUCUGAAUACAGCAGCGACGACGGGACUACGAGGCUGCACCGCAGGAUGUGGUCACUAGAGGGCAGCAGGAAAGCCACUGCGGUGGCUCAGCAGGAAGAAGUUCCCAGGCCGGGAGAGGAGCUGCAGGAAGAAGGGCGGUGGGCAGAGCCAGACCCCGUGGGCUGCUGGAUGAUUUGUUCUAGGCCCUUUCCUGAGACAAAAAGCAAACCAGACAUUUAGUGAUGAUGAUAUUAAUUGACAUUUAGUGAGUGCUUACGCUGCGCCAGGCACUGUACUCACUAAUUAGUCCUCACAACAGCCUUGUUAUAAUUAUCCCCAUUUUUGCAUGUGCGAACACAGAGGCCCAGAGAGAUGAAGAAAGCUAGCCAAGAUCUCUCAGCCAGUAAGUGGCUGAGCUGGGAUCAGCAGGGCUGGUGUCAGAGGCUGGGUUGUGUCUAUAUGCCUGGCAUUGACUAAAUGCUUUAAGACCUUCAAUUCUUACCAGCACUACUGUAGCUAUGCCCACCUUAUGGAUGAGGAAACUGAGGCUCAGGGACAGCUGGUGAAUCACCCAGGCCCACACACCUGCUGAGUGACAGAUCCAGGUAGCUGGUGUCACUUCGGUGUGGUUGGAAGAAGACUCUCUCCCCAGCUGCAUCCCCGGAGGCACCCUUUCGACCUGGAGGUGAGGUCUGCUGGCCACAGGACUGCUGCACUGGCUGGGACUGCCAGCUGGACCUGGAGACGCUGGUGGCUGUGGACUCCCCAGCUUGGAGCAGUCCCUCUUUGACCUCGCCCCGUGGAGAAGCAGCCCCAUGAAGGUGCCCAGCCAUGCAAUGUUCCUGGAAGGCCGUCCUCCUCCUUGCCCUGGCCUCCAUUGCCAUCCAGUACACGGCCAUCCGCACCUUCACCGCCAAGUCCUUUCACACCUGCCCCGGGCUGGCAGAGGCCGGGCUGGCCGAGCGACUGUGCGAGGAGAGCCCCACCUUCGCCUACAACCUCUCCCGCAAGACCCACAUCCUCAUCCUGGCCACCACGCGCAGCGGCUCCUCCUUCGUGGGCCAGCUCUUCAACCAGCACCUGGACGUCUUCUACCUGUUUGAGCCCCUCUACCACGUCCAGAACACGCUCAUCCCCCGCUUCACCCAGGGCAAGAGCCCGGCCGACCGGCGGGUCAUGCUGGGCGCCAGCCGCGACCUCCUGCGGAGCCUCUACGACUGCGACCUCUACUUCCUGGAGAACUACAUCAAGCCGCCGCCGGUCAACCACACCACCGACAGGAUCUUCCGCCGCGGGGCCAGCCGGGUCCUCUGCUCCCGGCCUGUGUGCGACCCUCCGGGGCCAGCCGACCUGGUCCUGGAGGAGGGGGACUGUGUGCGCAAGUGCGGGCUACUCAACCUGACCGUGGCGGCCGAGGCGUGCCGCGAGCGCAGCCACGUGGCUAUCAAGACGGUGCGCGUGCCCGAGGUGAACGACCUUCGCGCCCUGGUGGAAGACCCGCGGUUAAACCUCAAGGUCAUCCAGCUGGUCCGAGACCCCCGCGGCAUUCUGGCUUCGCGCAGCGAGACCUUCCGCGACACGUACCGGCUCUGGCGGCUCUGGUACGGCACCGGGAGGAAACCCUACAACCUGGACGUGACGCAGCUGACCACGGUGUGCGAGGACUUCUCCAACUCCGUGUCCACCGGCCUCAUGCGGCCCCCGUGGCUCAAGGGCAAGUACAUGUUGGUGCGCUACGAGGACCUGGCCCGGAACCCUAUGAAGAAGACCGAGGAGAUCUACGGGUUCCUGGGCAUCCCGCUGGACAGCCACGUGGCCCGCUGGAUCCAGAACAACACGCGGGGCGACCCCACCCUGGGCAAGCACAAAUACGGCACCGUGCGAAACUCAGCGGCCACGGUCGAGAAGUGGCGCUUCCGCCUCUCCUACGACAUCGUGGCCUUUGCCCAGAACGCCUGCCAGCAGGUGCUGGCCCAGCUGGGCUACAAGAUCGCCGCCUCGGAGGAGGAGCUGAAGAACCCCUCGGUCAGCCUGGUGGAGGAGCGGGACUUCCGCCCCUUCUCGUGACCCGGGCGGCGCGGGUGGGGGCGGGAGGCGCACGGUGUUGGUUUUGAUAAAAUGGACCGUUUUUAACUGUUGCCUUAUUUCCCCCUCCCUCUCCCACCUCAUCUUCGUGUCCUUCCUGCCCCCAGCUCACCCCACUCCCUUCUGCCCCUUUUUUGUCUCUGAAAUUUGCACUACGUCUUGGACGGGAAUCACUGGGGCAGAGGGCGCGUGAAGUGGGGUCCCGCCCCCACCCCACCCCAUUCAGACACACGGAUGUUGGGUCUCUGUGCGGACGGUGACAAUGUUUACAAGCACCACAUUUACACAUCCACACACGCACACGGGCACCCGCGAGGCGACUUCUCAAGCUUUUGAAUGGGUGAGUGGUCGGCUAUCUAGUUUUUGCACUGUCUUACUAUUCAAGGUAAGAGGAUACAAACAAGAGGACCACUUGUCUCUAAUUUAUGAAUGGUGUCCAUCCUUUCCCCAUCCCUGCCUCCUGCCCCUGACGCCCAUUUCCCCCCUUAGAGCAGCGAAACUGCCCCCUCCUGCCCGCCCUUGCCUGUCGGUGAGGCAGGUUUUUACUGUGAGGUGAACGUGGACCUGUUUCCGUUUCCAGUCUGUGGUGAUGCUGUCUGUCUGUCUGAGUCUCGUGGCCGCCCCUGGACCAGUGAUGACUGAUGAAUCUUAUGAGCUUCUGAUUGAUCUCGGGGUCCAUCUGUGAUAUUUCUUUGUGCCAAAAAGAAAAAAAAAAGAGUGGAUCAGUUUGCUAAAUGAACACUGAAAUUGAAAUGCUUUAUCUGUGUUUUCUGUAAAUAAAAGAGUGCAAUAA